Molecule: messenger RNA, 1787 nt
Organism: Zophobas morio
Lineage: Eukaryota; Metazoa; Arthropoda; Insecta; Coleoptera; Tenebrionidae
Product: aldehyde dehydrogenase family 3 member B2-like
Exons: 2
Coding region: 272-1765 (497 amino acids)
Biological process (GO): aldehyde metabolic process
Cellular component (GO): cytoplasm
Molecular function (GO): aldehyde dehydrogenase (NAD+) activity
Source: RefSeq, a predicted model, not a curated record
CAGACAAGACAGACAGACGCAAAACGAGAGACCUACUUUUUCUUACUCUAGGAAUCAAGAAACAAAAAGCACGAAAAUAGCCACUCGCUCAAUUCGAUUACAUUUCCUCGUCACUCUACGCUCGUACGUACUAAACCAAUAAACAAACAACUUCGUUAUCUGAAUCGUCGGUGUUAUCUCUAAACCGUACGCAUGUGUGACUUUUAAUUCAAAACUUCACUGCAUAAAAAUAGACCACUUUACGUCCAAACGUCGCGCUUCGCCGGUCACAAUGUCGCAACCCGAAAACACCGCCGCAAAAACCGUCACCACAGUGCGCCAAACUUUCAACAAAGGCACCACCAAAGACCUAAACCACCGAAAAACCGCCCUCACAAACCUCGUCAAUUUUUUCAAAGACCACGAACAGGCCAUCAUCGACUCGAUUUUCGCCGACUCGCGAAGACACAAAGAAGAAGCAAGGUUCGAACUAUUCACGGCUGUGGGUCACUUCAGACACGUCGUCGACAAUUUCGCGACGUGGGCGAAACCGGAAAAAGCCUCAAAACGACUGGUGGAUUUUUUCGAUGGGUUAUGGGUGUACAACGAGCCAUACGGCGUCGUUUUAUUGAUGACUUGCUGGAAUAUGCCCAUUUUGACUUUAAUCCCGAUCGCAGGGGCUAUAGCUGCUGGUAAUUGCGUCGUGGUCAAACCGUCACACAAUGGACCGAAUUUUGGCAGGCUUUUGGCCACUGUUUUACCCAAGUAUUUGGAUCCUGAGUGCUAUCCAGUGUUUUGGGGGAAGCAUGACGAUGUGGGUGAACUUUUGGAACAACGAUUUGAUUAUAUUUAUUUCACGGGGUCGCCUUCAGUGGGACGAAUUAUCCACAGGGCUGCCAAUAGACAUCUUACCCCGACUACGUUACAGUUGGGGGGCAAAAACCCAGUUUUUAUCGAUUCUAGUGCCGAUUUGGAGCAAGCAGCGGCUCGAAUAAUCUGGGGCAAGUGUUUAAACUCGGGGCAAGUUUGCUCAGCUCCGGAUUACGUCCUCUGUUCAAAACUGGUUAGAGAAGGGUUCAUAAAACACGCAAAACUCGCAAUUAGACGUUUUUUCCCCGACUCUGAGUAUUGUCCAAUCGUCAACCACCACCACUUCCACCGACUGUCGAAAUUUCUCCAAGGUCUCGACGUUGAAGUCGGAGGUGGGGUGGACAAUUCCGACCUAACCAUCCAACCAACCAUCGCAAUUAACGUAUCCCCGGACCACCCCAUCAUGGAAGAGGAGAUCUUCGGUCCCAUUUUACCAAUCGUCACCAUCGACAACAUGGAAGAAGCCGUUGACUUCAUCAACAAACGCGAAAAACCGUUAGUCGUCUACGUCUUCGCCAAGGAGACUUCGGUCAAGGACUUUUUCAUCGACAAGACUUCCUCUGGGGCUGUUACCAUCAACGACACUCUAGUGCACGUGAUCACGAAGAGUUUGCCCUUCGGUGGAGUCGGUUCUAGUGGAAUGGGGCGCUACAAAGGGAAAUACGUAACUGAGACCUUCGUCAACAAGAAGAGCGUCCUGGAUAAGAACACCUCCAGGUUGUUGGAAAAUUUCAACGAGUUGAGAUAUCCCCCUCUGACUAGACGCAAAAAUGAUCUGGCGAGGUUUUUCCUAGACUAUAGGUGGGGACCGUCGAGCAGCUCGAUUCUACAUACGACGAUUUUUGUGCUAGGAUUAGGUGCAGGUUUUGUGCUUUUUUAUAUCGCGUUUGUGUUAAAUCCAAGGUUUUAUCAAUAAAUAAAAGUUAUACGUAGUAGCA